Molecule: messenger RNA, 1342 nt
Organism: Labrus mixtus (cuckoo wrasse)
Lineage: Eukaryota; Metazoa; Chordata; Actinopteri; Labriformes; Labridae
Product: bone morphogenetic protein 2-like
Exons: 5
Coding region: 51-1214 (387 amino acids)
Biological process (GO): SMAD protein signal transduction
Cellular component (GO): extracellular region
Molecular function (GO): cytokine activity; growth factor activity
Source: RefSeq, a predicted model, not a curated record
AUCACCCCCACGUCCCACAGGUGUAGGGCUCAGUCCAACAACUCACGACAAUGACAGCAGGAGCUCUGCACCUCUGGGUCGUCCUCGCGCUCCAGCUGAGAUGCGUCGCCCCGCUCGCCAUCCUGCGGGAGAGAGGGACAGCCGGGCAACAGGAAAGUUUGGACGCGAAGGCUGGGAACGAGAAGCUGGACGCCUCAGUCCAUCUGAAGGAUUUACCUCGAGGACCGGCGGUGGCUCCUCACAAGAAGGCGCCACAGUUCAUGUUGGAUCUAUUUAACGCAGUUUCCAUCUCUGAUGGAACCCCGAAAAGCCAGAAGGACAUUCUGGAAGGAAACAUAGUGCGGAGUUUCGAGGAUAAAGGUCACCCUGGAGAGAGGUUUCACUUCUUCAACCUGUCGUCUUUCGGCCGCGAGGAGAGAAUGAUCAAAGCGGAGUUUCGUUGGUUCAGAAAGAAACAGAAGUUUUACCUCGGAAAGUCAAACAGGGCUCAUUUCUAUAAGGUAGAUCUCUACGAAGUGCUGGACAGCCGAGUUAAACCAUGGAGAGGAAACCUCAUCACCUCUAGACUGGUGCCCCUCUAUACACAGGGAUGGGAAGUUUUCAAUGUCACUCAAACGGUGUCAAAGUGGAUCCACAACAGCCAGGAGAAUAACGGCAUCCUGGUGGUGACUACACUUCCCUCUGGUAACUGGAUGGAGUCAAUGGUGUCCUCCAAACAGCACGAGCUGUCAGACACGGGGGCCUACCUGGUGAUAUUCUCAGAUGAUGGGAGGACAGGAGCAUCAAACCAGUCUUACCUAGGACAAACCAAACCCGCAGCAGCACCUGAGCUUCACAGCGGCCCAAGCAGAAGAAGACGGUCAUCUCAAGGACUCCUGGCACACGGCCGACCCCAGUCCUGCCAGCGGGUUCCUCUGUUUGUUGACUUCGAGGAGAUCGGCUGGUCCGGCUGGAUCAUCUCUCCGAGGGGAUACAACGCCUACCACUGCAGAGGCUCCUGCCCGUUUCCCUUGGGGGGAAACCUCAGAGCGACCAACCAUGCCACGGUGCGCUCCAUCAUGCACGCCCUCAAGCUCUCUAGUGAUGAGGUUGGAGCGCCAUGCUGCGUUCCCGACAAACUCCAGUCCAUCAGUUUGCUAUAUUUCGACGAUGAAGAGAAUGUGGUUCUGAAGCAGUAUGACGACAUGGUGGCACUGAGCUGCGGAUGUCACUGACUCUUUCACGCUGGGACAAUAACGGAUGGGAAGGUGAUGGUUUGCUUGAGUUUGAUUGAAACACUGUAAUUUUCCUGCAUAUGUUUAAAUAUUGUACUAUUUUGUGAAAUAAAACAAAUAUUCUUCAA